This is a messenger RNA of Triticum dicoccoides, 1233 nucleotides long. Its product is annotated as peroxidase 1-like. Gene Ontology annotation, molecular function: heme binding; peroxidase activity. The record is from RefSeq and is a predicted model, not a curated record. NCBI's taxonomy places the organism in Eukaryota, Viridiplantae, Streptophyta, Magnoliopsida, Poales, Poaceae. Gene Ontology annotation, biological process: hydrogen peroxide catabolic process; response to oxidative stress. Bases 71 to 1051 code for a protein of 326 amino acids. The transcript has 2 exons.
GUACCAAGACAUUCUUCUCCGUAGCCAAACAAUUGGAGCUCAAUUCGAUCAAAGUAAUUGGCUGAGGUCCAUGGCGAUGGCGAUCAGGUCUUUGCUGCUCCCUCUGGCCCUGCUGGCUCUCGCAGCGAGCUCGGCAGCGGUGGCUAAUCUAGAGAUCGGCUUCUACAGCAAGACAUGCCCGGACGCCGAGAAGAUCGUCCGCGAGGAGAUGGGCAAGAUCAUCGCCGCCGCGCCCAGCCUCGCCGGCCCGCUCCUCCGGCUCCAUUUCCACGACUGCUUCGUGAGGGGUUGUGAUGCCUCCGUCCUCCUGGAGUCCACGGAGGGCAACGUGGCGGAGAAGGACGCGAAACCAAACAAGAGCCUGCGAGGGUUCGGCUCCGUGGAGCGGGUCAAGGCCAAGCUGGAGGCCGCGUGCCCGGGCGUCGUCUCCUGCGCCGACGUGCUCACCCUCAUGUCCCGCGACGCCGUCGUGCUGGCCAAGGGCCCCUCCUGGCCGGUGGCGCUGGGCAGGAGAGACGGCAGGGUGUCCAGCGCCGCGGAGGCGAGCAGCCAGCUGCCCCCGGCUUCCGGCGACGUCCCUCUGCUCGCCAAGAUCUUCGCCUCCAAGGGGCUCGGCCUCAAGGACCUGGCCGUCCUCUCCGGCGCCCACACGCUCGGCACGGCGUACUGCCCGUCCUUCGCGGACCGGCUCUACAACACCACCGAUGGCCUCGUCGACCCGUCCCUGGAGAGCGAGUACGCCGACAAGCUGAGGCUCAAGUGCAGGAGCGUCGACGACCGCGCCAUGCUGUCGGAGAUGGACCCCGGCAGCUUCAGGACCUUCGACACCAGCUACUACCGCCACGUCGCCAAGCGGAGGGGCCUCUUCCGCUCCGACGCCGCGCUCCUCUUCGACGCCGACACCAGGGGCUACGUCCAGCGCAUCGCCACUGGCAAGUUCGACGCCGAGUUCUUCAGGGACUUCAGCGCGUCCAUGGCCAAGAUGGGCGACGUCGGCGUGCUCACCGGGACCCAGGGAGAGAUCAGGAAGAAGUGCUCCGCCCUCAAUUAGUGUUUGUUGAUUAUUAUUGAGUCAAUUACACUGGCGGUGCUAGAACUUGAACGAAACGAUCACUUUGAUGCUAUAAGUUGUGAUGUACUCCCUCCGUUCCAAAUUACUCGUCGUGGUUUUAGUUUAUUUGAAAUGGGAAAAGUACAUUAAAGUGGUGCAGAAACUUGACUUUGACGUGUAAA